GGCAAAACAGAUGCGAAUAAAAGCACUCCUGUCAACUGAGAAUAACAAGCAAGGUUAAAAAGGAAAUCAAAUAAAGCCAUAAAUCAAAAUAUUUUCCAUUUCCUUCAGAAAACCCCAAAAUUCUUCUCCUUCUCCAGCAGAUGAUCAAGGCAAGAUUUCAAACUGGAAAAAGUAGAGUAUGCAGAACACAAGGAUACAUUACAGGUAGUCCUCAACUUACAACCGUUCAUUGAAUGACUGUUCAAAGUUACAGUGCCACUGAAAAAAGUGACUUAUGACCAUUUUUCACACAUGACUAUUGCAGCAUGUCCCCAUGGUCAUGUGAUUUAUAUUUGGAUUCCUUGGCAACUAACUCACAGUUUUAACGGUUAUGACAUAGGAGAGAAGCCCUACAAAUGUUCCCAAUGCAGUGAGCAUGGCAACUAGGUGAUACAUUAGAGAACUCAUACCAGGUAGGAACCCUUUGAAUGCUCUGAUUGUGGGAAAAGUUUUGGUCAGAACUCCGGCCUGGUGAUACUCUAGAAGAUGCACACAGAAAAGAAAUCAUAUGAGUGUCCUGAUUGUGGGAAAUGUUUCAGUGGGAAUUCCAAGUUGGUGAUUCACCAAAGGACUCACACUGGAGAGAAACCCUUUGAAUGUCCCGAUUGUGGGAAUAGUUUCAGCCAGAAUUCCCACCUCAUGGUACACCAGAGGACUCACACAGGCGAGAAACCCUUUGAAUGUCCUGAUUGUGGGAAAUGUUUCAGUUUGAAUUCCAACCUGGUGAAACACCAGAGGAUUCACACAGGAUACAAGCCUUUUGAAUGUACUGAUUGUGGGAAAACUUUCUGUCAGAAUUCCAACCUGGUGAAACACCAGAGGACUCACACAGGAUUCAAGCCCUUUCAAUGUUCUGAUUGUGGGAAGUGUUUCACUAUAAAAUACCAGCUCAUGAGUCACCAGAGGAGUCACACAGGAGAGAAACCAUUUGAAUGUGCUCUUUGUAGGAAAAGUUUCAGUCAGAAUUAUCAGCUGGUGAUACACCAGAGAGCUCACACAGGAGAGAAACCUUUUGAAUGUGCUCUUUGUGGGAAAAGUUUCAGACAGAAUUCCCAGCUGGUGGUACACCAGAGGACUCACAUAGGAGAGAAACCAUAUGAUUGUCCAGUUUGUGGGAAAAGUUUCAGUGACAAUUCCAACCUGGUGAAACACAAGAGGAUUCAUACAGGAGAGAAAUCAUAUCAGUGCCAAUAUUGUGAGGAAAGUUUCAUUAAAAAAUUCCAGCUCACAAGUCACCAGAGGACACACACAGGAGACAAACCCUUUGAAUGCCCUUACUGUGGGAAAAGUUUUAGUCACAAUUUCCGCCUGGUGAUACACCAGAGGAUUCACACAGGAGAGAAACCCUUUGAAUGUCCUGUUUGUGGAAAACGUUUCAUUAAAAAUUACUACCUCAUGAUACAUCAGAGGACACACACAGGAGAGAAACCUUUUGAAUGUCCAGAUUGUGAAAAACGUUUCAGUCAGACUUCCAGCCUGGUGACUCACCAGAGGACUCACACAGGAGAGAAACCGUAUGAGUGUCCUGUUUGUAGCAAAUGUUUCAGUCAGAAUUCCAACAUGGUGAUACACCAGAGGACUCACACAGGAGAAAAACUCUUUGAAUGUCCUGAUUGUGAGAAAACUUUCAAUCAGAAUUCCAGCCUGGUGACACACCAGAAGACUCACACAAGAGAGAAACUGUAUUAGUCUCCUGUAUGUGACAAAUGUUUCAGUCAGAAUUCCAACAUGGUGAAACAGCAGAGGACUCACAUGGGAGAUACCUUUCAAACGUGCAGUCUGUGGACGGGGCUUCAGGUGUAAAUUACUUCUUAUUGUAUACAAGGAAAUCCACAUGAGGCAAAAUUUGAUGUGUUUAGAGAAGGCUUGAAUUUCAUUCCUGAUCUCCCAUUGAGAGUGUAGGUGAGAGAAUGACUCUUUGAAUCCUGGCCUGAUUCUUUUUAUGCAACACAUCUCAGAUUUAGACCAGUAGGUGGAGAGAAAAAGGUGGAAACUGUUUCAUAAAGGCUGUUCAGAAAUUGUGAAAUUUCUCAAAAAGGUUUUUGGGUGGUAGUUUUUGUAUAUUGAUUGUGGAAUUCCACCAUGUGGAGUUUCCGUCUUCUACCUUGAUGUCCUCCGGAUUAUGUGUGCCAUAAUUCCCCAGCCCCAUACAAGUAGUCCUCAAGAUACAACUAUAAUGGAGCUUGCCAAUUUUGG
Molecule: messenger RNA, 2235 nt
Organism: Notechis scutatus (mainland tiger snake)
Lineage: Eukaryota; Metazoa; Chordata; Lepidosauria; Squamata; Elapidae
Source: RefSeq, a predicted model, not a curated record